Molecule: messenger RNA, 972 nt
Organism: Mycena indigotica
Lineage: Eukaryota; Fungi; Basidiomycota; Agaricomycetes; Agaricales; Mycenaceae
Product: CxC2 domain-containing protein
Exons: 2
Coding region: 1-972 (323 amino acids)
Source: RefSeq, a predicted model, not a curated record
AUGUCUUCUCAACAUCCUGUCCAUACGCCAACUCCUCUAGAUAUACGCGUGGACGCAUACAGCAUGGGGACCGGAGAGGACGAUUGGAUGGAAGAGCCCCCUCAAGAAACUGCGAAGUUGCCUCGCGUUCUCCGACCUGCUGAUCCAGCGUUGCGCGACUGGCUGCUACAUCAUCGUGACGAGUUCCUGAGAAUUCUGCUUUGGCGCCAUGGGAGGGGUGAUUUUGGGGAGCAUUGCGGCAACUGUGGCGAGAAGGACCCCUUGUAUCGAUGCAGAGAAUGUUUCGGGGGGGUCUUAACGUGCCAGACUUGCUGCGUGGAGUUACACCAAGAAAGCCCAUUUCAUUCGGUCGAGGUAAUCUUUUCAGUGAACUCAACGUUAUAUGUCCAGCUCAAAUUUUCACAGUUCUGGAAUGGGGCAUACUUCCAGAAAUGCUCGUUGAAGAUGCUGGGACUACGCUUUCAGCUUGGCCACCCGCCACGUCAAAGCUGCGACCGACCUAUUCCCGCUCGUCACGACUUCCUCAUUAUCCAUCACAACGGCCUUCAAGAGGUUUCUUUGGACUACUGUGGCUGUCGAAGAACUGCAGACGCGUACUAUGCUCAACUUCUGCGCGCUGGGCUUUACCCUGCCACAACCGACAACCCAAGGACCUGCGCAACCCUCCAAUGCCUCGAACAGUACCAUUGUUUAACGCUCCACGGCAAAAUCACUGGCUGGGACUUUUACCGUUCGUUGGAAACACAAACAAAUGCUACAGGAGUCAAGCCCCCAGAUCGAUAUCAGGUUUUUCUUCGAAUCGCGCGCGAAUACCGACAUUUAUUGUCACUCAAGCAUGGGGGCCGUGGCUAUGACUCGAGAGGGGUAUUGGGCACAGCGGCUGGGGAGCUAGCUUUACGUUGCCCUGCCUGUCCCCGUCCUGGGGUCAAUUUACCCGACGACUGGCAAAAUGCUCCUCCAUCGCAAGCGUAA